This is a messenger RNA of Diabrotica virgifera virgifera (western corn rootworm), 13623 nucleotides long. RefSeq lists its product as uncharacterized. Bases 126 to 1565 code for a protein of 479 amino acids. The record is from RefSeq and is a predicted model, not a curated record. The transcript is spliced from 6 exons. NCBI's taxonomy places the organism in Eukaryota, Metazoa, Arthropoda, Insecta, Coleoptera, Chrysomelidae.
UGUUAUUAAAUGUCAAAGGUGACAGUGACGUCUAUCUUGUGUUGAUAAAUUCUAAAUUGUUAAAAUAAUAAUUCAACAAAGGUUUAAUAACGUUGAGAUUUUUAGUAAAUAAUAAAUCAUUUAAGAUGGAAGAGGACGAUCAUGAUGAACUAUUGCAAUGCACAGAUGAUGAAUCUCUGUCAGAGACAGAAGAUCAAUGUCUUCCUAUAGACAAACCUGAAGAAAAUUAUACUCAAAAUUUGUCAUAUUUUAGCCAUACAAAACUUGAGUUUUUAACAACAAAAUUAACUUUAAUUUUUUCAACAACUGUAAUGUUAGUUCUUCUACCACUAUACAUUGAUUCCAUAAAUGUUAAAGGCAAUGUUUAUUCAUUAAUUUUAACCAAUACUGUUAUUUCCACAGUACUAUUUAUUAUAACCAUGGUUAUAGCUAAAUUGGCUUGUGAAAAAUACAGGAAUGUUAAAGUUUUAAGCUUCCCAAUUAAGUUUUGGAAACUACUGCAGCUGUCUGGAGUAUACUUUUUGAGUGGAUUUAUGAUAAUUUAUGCAUUAGAUAGAAAAAGAGUUGUUUGCCAUUUACAAGAUCCCAUAAAAGGCAUUGUACUGGUGUUCUCUCUCUUAUAUUACUUUUUCUUCUGCAGAAAAUUAAUGGGUCUACAGAGAAUAUUUUCAGCUACAACAAUAGUAGUGGGUAUAUUUAUAACAGUAGAUUAUGGAUUGUGUGAUGAAUUUCGUUGCCGAGGAUAUGAACGAGAAAAGAUUUCUGAGGAUACUGGAGCAUGGAGUGGUCAGACCCAUGCAAUUUGGACAACUGUUUAUAUUGCUGGUUUGGCUGUAUUUGCAGCUUAUUUUACUUUAUUGGAUCGUUAUAUUUUAGCUAAUAAUGAUCAGGAUAUUCAAAACAUUACAAUUCCAUCAACAUUUCUGAGUACCGUGUCAAGAUCUGUCUCUUUUCCACAUACUAGCAGUAUGCCACCACCACAGUUUAUUGGUAAUGGUCCAAAUUAUACCACACAUCUAACUAAAAAGCAGUCUGUGGUUCAUCUGGCUAUGUGGAUACAUAUUUUUGGAGUCGUUUUCACAUUAGCCAUGUUCUGGACAGAUUUUUUGCCAGAGAUUGGAAAAGGAGAAAAUGCCAGUGACUUUUGGAACCACACUAUUAGUGGCAUUGCUUGCCAUUUCCAGAAACCAUUACCUCCCAACAUGGGACAAUUCCCGUGUGGUAACGUAUUUAUAUUCUCAUGGUUGUUCAUGUGUUCGUAUGUAUUGUUCGUAGUAAUGUCCAUUAAGUUUUUGAUAUUAACUCAGUCUGCAGUUUAUACCAUUGCUUCUAUGUCGACGUCAUUACCUCUGGUUGGAAUUUGGUGGUCGCUUUUCCAUGUCUCGCCACAUACCAUUGGUAUUUUAGUUUGGUCUCCUUCAAUUACUGGUGAACUAAUUUGCGGACUUUUGGGAUUGCCUAUUAUCCUCGUUGGGCUCUUCUUAUUAUACAAAGCCCAUUUGAAGGAUUACCAAUUUUCAAGACAUAGUAGUCUAUAUGUAGGCACAAACAAUAAUUUUGCCUGAAGGAUUUAAAACACUACGAAUUUCCUCUCAGUUGAAAUUAAUUGAUUAGUUUCUUUAAGUGUGUGAGCUAUUAAGUUGGUAUUUAUCAUAAUUACCUGAAAAAAUUAUAGUAUUAUUGAAAGUAGAUACACGCAUUUACUAAUUGCAACAAUUCUGAUGUCGUUUGUACACACACGACAUCUAGAAUCUUAUGAACAAUUAAUUAUUGAUCAAAUCUAAAUAUUUAAAUUAGAUAUACAAGAUAGAAAUUUAAAAAAAAAUAGUUAUCUAGUUUUGGACUUAAUUAAAAACCAAGUAUAAUGAUCAAUACCGACAACAUAUUUUAUUUUAUGUGAUAACUAUAAUUAUUGUGAUCGUCUAGAAUAGUGAUUUAAAACGCGAUUUGAAAGUAUUGACAAAGCCAAAAAAGUUAACAAAGACAAAACUUUAUUUUAAUAACAAGACUGAUUUUGCAAUAGCAGACAAAAAAAAAUUAUAAAUUGUGUUUUAUCUGAUUCGUUUAUUUUAAAGUCUUAGAUGUCAAAAAUGUGCCAAAUGUCAAAUUUAUUACUUAUUAUUAUUAUUACCGAAGAAACAUUUAAUAAAAUAAACGAUUCAGAACAUUUUUCCGAACAAACCCAUUAUGUAAUAUUAUUCGACCUCUUAAUUGAAAUAUUUUUUGCUUUAUUCUUGUAGAUGAAUUUAUUUAUUUGCUAUAUGUAAUUUUAUCUAAAAAUGAGUGUCAAGUUUAACAACACAUAAUAUUUUUACAAUUACUUAACAAUGCAUUCAACCUUAAAAAAUAUUAAAUUUUUACUUUCAAUUUCUUGCAUAACCAACACUAUAUAUUUUAUGUGUAUUUAAUUUAAUUUAUUAUUCGUCAUUUUUAUUUCAUUUAUAGUAUUGUUAUCCAUGUUUUUUGUAGGUAGCUUCUUUUCUAAUUGGAAAGUAAUAUAAUCCGAUUGUUUUACAAUCUUUCUCUUUGAUCAAUUUGACAUCUACUAAAGAUAUCUUUAUGGUAUUCUACUUUCUUCAUAUUCAGUACUUAUCCUAUAUAGCAUCGAAAUCUUUGAGCUCUUACAAAUCUAGUAAUUCUUGAAUCCUUGCACAGAUCAAAAUGUUUACUUUUUAUGUUAUUCCACCCAUCCAUGGUGUUCUGCCCCAUAUUAUUUCUUUUCAAUAUUUUUCUCCUACCUUUUUAACCGUGUUCUUUGAUUUUUUAACAUCUAUGUUUUGCUGAUAUAUAUUUUGUAGACUUUUUUUCCGAUGAAGUUUGAAUUCACUAUGCUUUCAUAAUUUAUGUUUCCGUCCAUUACUUUUGCUUUAAUUUCUCUACUCUCGUGUUCUAUAUCGUAAAUUUGUACUUCCAGUCAGACAAAACUUGUUAUCUUUUAAAUCUAUAUUUUCUGGCUUUUUUUAUGAACGUGAGAUGUUCAUUUUGCUUUUCAUAGUUUGUGUACGUAUUUUCAUACACUUAAUUUUGAUUGUAUUUAUUUCUAGACUCUAGAUUUUCUUCGGAAAUUAAUGAUUUCAUAAUUCUAAAAGUUCUUUUCUGCCCUUUGCCAUUACAGUCAAAAAUUAAACAUUACUCUUGAUAAUAAGUCUCUUUUUCUGAGUCUACCGUUCACCAAAAGUUUCUUGAUCUAUAUAAUUUUCACAUAAUUUCAUUUCCGGUUUUUUCUACUGAAGGAAAGAAUAUUUUUAACGGCAAAAACCAAAAUUUGAUAAAAGAAUAUGUAGACAUAUGUUCUUUGUACUUAAUGAAAUCUUUAGUAUUAUUAUACUAGUUUUAUAGAUCUCUUCCUCUCGUCUUUUCAGAAUCAUAGUAUUAAUAUUUUUUAAGUAUACCUAUCCUGUUCUUAAACUAGGAGGAGUAAUUCAAAUUUACCGUGCCGUAAUGCUUGUUUGUAAUUAGUGCAACCUCAGGCAAAUUUACUCCACUGUUAUGAAAUUUUGACGUUAUUGACAUUUAUGAAAUUUUGACACUAUUGACAUUUCAUAGGUUAAUAAUUACGUUGUAUUGGCUAUUUUUGUGUUUUCUGCGUUAUUCUUUUAACUAGAUUAGUUAGAUUUUUAGUCUGCUUUUAUCUCAUAAUUUAUAACUCUUUAGCAACGUAUUAGUAUAAUAUCAUAUUUAUGGAUUACCGUCGAAGGCCCACAUGAUCAACCAAAAAAAGAUCUAUUUGGUGAUUUUUCUAGUGACAUUAUAGGGUGUGAAUAUGUCUUUGACUUUACUCCUCCUGGUUUAAAAACAGGGUAUAAUAAUUAAGUGACCAAAAUGUGCCUCUUAUUAUAAAUACUUUUCAGAUAACUGGAUUAAUUAUAUACCUUUUUCAGUUUCAUAUACACUCUUCCGUGAAUUAUUUUAAUAGGUCUUAAGAAUAUAAUGACCUUAUUCUGUAUUGGGAACAGUUUUUGGCAAAUUAUAUCUUUUAUAACGUGGUAAAGAUGGAAUUCAAUUUGAUAUUUAUCAACGGACAUACACUUUUGUUUGGCACUGAUUUUUAGAUAAAAACGUAUUUAUUACUAGGUAUUUGCAUAUGAAGACAAUAGAAAUACGCAAUUAAAAUACAGGGGAUUUAAAAAAUUGUAGUAUUUCCAGGGAUUUUCAUUGUAGGUGUGUUACUCUAUUAGAAAUUAAAAAAAAAACUUUCGACGAAUUUCUCAUGUUUUAGUCUUGAUAAGUGUAAGUACCAAAAAAACUAAGCUAAACAUAUAUUAUAUAUUUUCAUGUUUAUUCUUAAGUGUAUAAUCUUUUUCAUUUUAGUGACAUUGUAAUUUUUGGAAUGUGAGAUAUGUAUAUGUAUAGGUUCCUUAAAAGAAUAGUAUUGAAUUAUUUGUUUAUUGUUUUAAAUAGGAGUUGAUAAUGAUCUAUUUUUCAAUGGUUAGGUAAAUUGGUAUGUCGAAUUAAUUUGAAAUGUACCUUUUUAGACGCGAGCUAAAAAUUUCGUACAUAGUUAAAUCUGUUACAUGUAUGUAACAUAUUUAAGCUCCAAAAAAGAAAGACAGAUUUCUUAUCUCGGCUAUGUUUCAAAGUCAAAUAUUAUUCUUUACUAUUGUAUUACAAAUAAAUGUCAGAACUGAGGAAAAAACGUGGAAGAUUGUUCUUAGAAUAUUUAUUUUUCUAUAUAACUGCAUUCAACUCGUCAACACACUGAGGUUCGAGUACCUAUGUUGUUCUAGGUGACAGCCAGCGUUGGCUGAAAAGAUGUAAGGGUUGAUGUUUUAUAGUAUAAUAAUAUGAUACAUCAAAUUCUGAUUAUUCUGUGUAUUUUUGAAUGUAAUAAUUAUUGUAUAAUGUGUGAUUCUAUGUUUGUGGAUGUUCAUAAGUUAUCAAUUGUUGGGACUAACAUUUUUGUGUAUUGUGCUGCAUAUGUGUAUGAUGAUGACUUGUGUUUUACAUUUUGCUAUCCUCACAUUUUUCUUCAUUUAGCAAGAUGCAGAUGCAAAGAAGCAGCCCUCAUCCUAUAGACACAACAUUUAAAAAAGAACUUGAUAUAAUGGCUGUCAUGUCACUGACAAGAUACACGAAAAAAUAUAGGCAUGUAUAUUUUGUUUGUUUGUUUGUUUUAUACCUCCGAAGAGUGCUAUCAAAUUCACUAGCAUGAAGUGAUAAAUUCUUCAGUGAAGUUUUUUACUAUAUAUAUGAAUAACUCUGCAAGACAGAACAAAAAACCAAGAGGUCAUUAGAAGAACCAAAGUGACUGACGUCAUUGAAAGGAUAACCCGACUAAAAUGGAGAUAGCAGGACACACAGCCAGAAUGACAGAUGGGCUAUGAACAAAGAAGUUAUUGGAAUGGAGACCAAGGGAAGACAAGAGAAGCGUCGGUCGACCACCUACAAGAUGGACCGACGAUUUAAGAAGGCUAAAUAAAAACUGGAUGAGAGCGGCGCAAGAUAGACAGGGUUUUAAACAGGAGAAAGAGGCAUAUGUUCAACAGUGGCUGGAUGACUAUAUGUUACGAAAGUUCCGUAGAUUGAUCCUACAUAGAAAAAGGCCCUUGACGUGAAAGAAGAAGUCGUCACGUACGAGAAUGUUCUAGACGUCAUGGAAUAACCCAGAAAUGUCUGGUGACGUCUAGAACGUCAGAAAAUCUAUAUAAACACAUGUGUUUGACAUUUUCGAUAUAGUUGUUAUUGAAAUUUCGAAGUUAAAAGUUGUCAGUUUUGUAAAAGUUGUUAAAGUAUUGAAAUUGUAUUGGAGUUUGAAUAAAGUUAUUUAAACGAAGUGUAACAUUGGCGACAGCGGUGGGAUAAGAAGACAUUAGGUAAUUUUUUUAUGGUAAAUACAAGAUCUACUAAUUUUGAGAAAGAGAUGGACACAACCGGGCCCCCAGCAUGGUUUUUAAAAAUGGAAGAGUUGAAAGAGAAACGUAGGCAAGAAGAGAAGGAAAAUGACAAGGCAAGAAUAGAAAGAAAAUGAAGAGAAACGUAGGCAAGAAGAGAAAGAGAAAAAGGAGAAGCGUAGACAAGAAGAGGAAGUCACAUUAAUAAUAGAAUAGUUAAAUUACAAGCGUUAAAUGAAGCACUAAUCUCAGCUCAAGAGUUUGAAGCAAAAAGUGUUUCCAGAUCUCGCCCAAAAUUAAAAGAAAUAAGAUUUCGGGAAAAUGAAGAAGUCACUACCACAGAUAUCCAACAACCUAUUUUGUCCCAAAUGUUAAACAUACUGCAAAAUCUUCAACAAAAAGCUCAAAAUCAAAACAGAAGAUGUUUUAACUGCGGAAGAAUGGGACAUUUGCAAGUCAAUUGCAGAAGCCGCUCCCAAAUACGAAAAGAAGAAUACCAUAAUGAGAUCAGAAGAUCGCCUAGAUCGACAUCCAGAAGCCCAUCACAUAGCCCUACUAGAAAUACUAGUAGAGAUAGAUAGGUAUCUAAGAAAUCGAUCUCCCACAACUGACCACAGAUAUCCAAACAAUAGCCAGGGAAAUGAAUAAAAGUCGACACUAAGGGGCGGGCGUCGGCUGUAUCUAAUAAAAGCCACCAAAUUCGCAGUUAUACAACGGUUAUACUUUAAAUAAAAAUAAACAGAAUUUGCUACUUAAGGGCUACGUUAACAAUAAAGAAUGCACCUUUAUUAUUGAUACCGGUGCAACUAGAUCAUUUAUUCGAACCGGAUUUCUGAAUGGAAAACUGGAGCCAACUAAAACAAACUUAGUUCUGGAAACAGCUUCAGGUCACAGUAUUCCAAUUCAUGGAGAAAUAUCGGCAUCCAUACAGAUUGGUAACACCUUGAUCAAACACAUAUUUCUUGUAGCCGAUAUUAAAGAUGAAUGCGUUCUUGGAAUGCACAUUAUGCAGAACAAAUUUAUCAUAGAUCUUCAAAAUAAAAUUUUGUUUAUUGAAAAUGAAGAAAUCGUCCUAAAUUUUGAAGAAUCGAUACCUCAAGUAAGAGUUAUAGUUAGUGAAGAUACAGAAAUUCCUCAAAAUUCUGAAAGUGAGUUUGAUAGUCCUGGCGAAACUGAGUCAAAAACCUGAAGGUUUACAUUUCGGCGUUGUAGAAAGCGAGGAACUUAUUAAUGACGUAAUCUUGAUAGCCAGGUGUCCCGUGAAUGUAGAUGACAUGAUUCCAGUAAGGGUUGCUAAUUUGUCCAAAAAGCCUUUAAAAUUUAAGAAAGAACAACAAUUAUCACUCUACACGCCAAUAGGAAAAAUAUUCAAGUGUCAAAAAUAUUUGAAAAAUAAUACAGCUUAAGUUACCAAGUUGACGCUAACCUGACGAAAGAUAUAAUCAAAAAUGUUGAUCACUUAACAACUCAGGAAUUAGAAAAAGUUAAUGAAUUUAUUAAUGAAAACUACGAUAUUUUUGAAUCCAAGAACUCUAUAGGGCGUACUAGUUUAGUUCAACAUAGAAUUUAUACUGGAGAUGCAAGACCAAUUCGUCAAGCACCACGGAGACUACCAUUUGCUAGACAAAAAGAAGUCGAAAACAUAAUACAAGACAUGAUAAAUAACGAUAUCAUCGGAGAAGCUUCAGGCCCCUGGUGUUCACCAGUAGUCUUAGUAACUAAGAAAGACGGAUCUACUCGCUUUUAGUAGAUGAUACACUAAAUACUUUAUCAGGUGCUAAAUGGUUUUCGACCCUAGACUUAAAAUGUGGCUACUGGCAAGUAGAAGUACAUCCUGAUGAUCGAGACAAAACAGCUUUCUCAACUGGCCGUGGUCUGUACAGGUUUUGAGUUCUACCAUUUGGUCUUUGUAAUGCUUCAGCUACGUUUGAACGUCUGAUGGAAAUGGUUUUAAGAAGAUUUACGUGGAAAACAUGUCUAGUAUAUCUUGAUGAUAUAAUGAUUGUGUCCAAAACCUUUGAUGAGCAUCUGAAAAACUUAAACGAGGUAUUUGACAGAUUGCGAAAUGCCAAUUUAAAGCUCAAUUAUAAGAAAUGUUCACUAUUUCAAAGAGAAGCGUACUAUCUAGGACAUAUCGUUUCAGCAGAUGGAAUUAAAACGGAUCCAGAGAAGAUUUCAGUUAUUAAAGAUUGGCCUAAACCAGGAAACAAACAAGAAUGUGUGUGUACUUUGUACGCACGCAAGAAGUUAUUCUUCUACUACAUAUUAUGUGAUUUUUAAGACAAUACCAAAAAUUAAAAAAAAAUAAAAGAAUAAAACGCACACAAACACAUUGAAAAAUGCCACAAAGAAAAAAUGAUUUCUGAACGAUAAUAAUUGUUGGCAACAAUUUUAAAUACGCAUUUUCUAAAAAAAAAAAAUUAUAUAACAAAUAUACUUACAAUCAUAACAUGCAUAAAAAAAUAAAAAAAUAAAACUUGCAUCGGGAAUUGAACGCUUGAAUUUCGUGCCGCUUUGACUCGUAAUCGAAGCGUAGACUCACUCAUCGUCCAAUCCCACAUUAUUUAUCAUGUGGAAAAAUACGGUAACUGAACGUUUUACUGUUUGACAGUUGUUUUGAAAACUAAAUUAUUUAGUUUAAAUUUUGUGGAAGAAAAUAUAAAAAUAUAACAAAACAGUGAGAAAACAAUAUAUUAGAUGAAGAUUGGUAGAACUUUUGUUGGUAAUCAAAUUAAGUAUGUAAAUCAAAGCAUUACAUACCUACUAGAUAAAUAAAUCUACGCCAAAAAAUCAUAAUUUAAAAAUAAAAAUCGAACCUAAUUUGGGAUUUCUCUCUAAAAUCCGCAUUCUUGAGAAAAUAAAUGUAUGUAUUUCAACCUAAUCCAAAUGUAUAAUUACAAUAUGAUUAUAAUAAAAACUACCUACCAAAUUAGAAUGAGUUUUCCUUGUCCAAAAUAGUCCAAAAGUCCAAAAAUAUAGGUAUAUGAAAACUAUUUAAAAGGCAGUAUAACUGUUAACUAACUUUUGUUUGUUGUUUCUUUUCACACAAAUUUUAAAACGCAACAACCAUAAAUAAUCUAACUACAGCUGUGCCACAGCCGCCAUAUUGAAUAAUUUUUGACAUGUCAUUUGAACAUCCAAUCAGAACAAAGUUAUAAUGCGCAUGCGCCCGGUCGCUAGGUUUUCCCAUAUAAAAAUUUACCCUCUAUCGCCGGUAAAGAAGUAUAACUUCAAAAAGAAAUUAGAAGUUUUCUUGGACUCUGUUCAUAUUACCGAAAAUUUAUUAAAGAUUUUGGCCGCAUCACUAAACCCCUUUAUCGACUAACCGAAAACAACAAUGAAUUUGGCUGGACACCGGAUUGUCAAAAGUCCUUCGUAGAUUUAAAAAAAAAACGACUUACAACAGCACCUAUCCUAGCCUAUCCACAAGAAAAUGGCAAAUUCCGGUUGGAUUGUGAUGCAUCUCAGCAUGGUAUUGGCGCCGUAUUAUCACAAGAACAAGAAGGCGAAGAAAAAGUUAUUGCAUAUUUUAGUAAAACAAUAGGGAAGGCUGAAAAGAAUUAUUGCGUUACCAGAAAAGAGCUUCUAGCUAUUAUAAAAGCCCUUGAACAUUUUCAUACCUUCCUCUGUAACAGAAACUUUACAAUCAGAACUGACCAUCGCGCUUUGCAGUGGCUAAUGAAUUUUAAAAAACCAGGACAAGUGGCUCGGUGGAUGAGAGAAUCCAACAGUAUAACUUCGGCAUAGUACAUCGAAAAGGGUGUCUCCAUAAUAAUGCCGAUCUUCUUUCUAGAUGACCCUGUUUGGAAAGACAAUGCCAAUGCUGUAAAAGACUUAAAGAAAAAGAGAACGAAACCGAAGAAGUAAGUCUCCGUAUGACCACAGUUGAACAGGAAGAAGAUAAUGAUCAGACUUCCCUUGAAAACAUUAAAAGAGCCAAAAGAAAGAUAACGACUUACGAGAAUGGGUUAAAAAUGGAGUACGACGUAUUUGGCAGGAAAUAUCAAAAUACAGUGGAACUAUAAAGACGUACUGGGCUCAAUGAAAAUCUCUAUAUCUUUCGAAUAGUACGUACCGUUCAACAAGUGGUACUGCCAAGAUCACACAUUAAAAGUGUGUUGAAAGAACUUCGUGUGACAUUUUGGGGUCAAAAGAACACUGGCCAGAGUUCGAGACAGAUUUUACUGGAUUAAUAUUUUCGCCGAGGUGUAGAAGAGUGAUCUAAGAAAUGCGACUUAGGUAUGUAACGGUAGAAAAGGCCCUCAAACAAGAAGUCGUGGUAAAAUGGCACAAUAUCUUUCCGGAGAGCCUUUUGAACGACUUUCAGUGGAUAUCCUCGGUCCACUUCCGACGACAGGGAGAGGUAACAAAUACUUAAUGGUUGCAAUGGAUUAUUUUUCAAAUUGGCCUGAAAUUGCACCCCUUCCUGAUCAAGAAGCGACUACAGUAGCAGAGGCAUUCAUAACACACGUCGUAUCAAGACAUGGAGUUCCUUUAGAGUUGCAUUCUGAUCAAGGACGAAAUUUUAAAUCAGAAUUAUGGCAAUAAUUAAUGAAAAUCUUGGGUAUUAAGAAAACUCGCACUACGCCUCUUCAUCCACAAUCAGACGGAAUGAUGGAAAGAUAUAAUAUAACUAUUUGUCAAUACCUUUGUUUGUUUUUUGUUUGUUUGUUUGAUACUUUAAUUCCUCUAUUCCUGUUAGCAUACAGAAGUUCACAACAUGAAGCAACCGGUUAUUCUCCAUCGAUGAUGAUCACCGGAAGAGAAACGAAGCUUCCUGAAGAUCUUCUUUUCGGAAGAUUGCCUGCCUACGAAGAAGAACCUUUAUUCCUCACAUACGUUGAAAACUUAAGAGAAAAAUUGGAAAAAGUCUACGAAUUUGCUCGUAACAAUUUAAAACUUCAAAGUGAUAAAGCUAAGUCCAGGCUCGAUAUGCAUGCUACUUGGACAAUUUUCGAAAGAGGUGACCCAGUAUGGUUAUACAAUCCCACACGCAAAAAAGGACUUUCUCCGAAACUUCAACGAAACUGAGAAGGCCCAUACACUGUCUUGAAGAGAAUAAACGAUCUAGUCUACCGCAUCCAGUUUUCAGCUAGAAGUAAACCCAAAGUAGUUCAUAUUGAGAGAUUAGCCCCAGAUCAUGGAAUUGAUGCACCCUGUUGGCUUCAACCAGACCCUGAUAGACCUGUUAUUCGAGGCGAAUAACUUUAAAAGAGGGAGCAUUGUUACGACAGUUCCGUAGAUUGAUCCUACAUAGAAAAAGUCCCUUAGCGUGAAAGAAGAAGUAGUCACGUACGAGAAUGUUCUAGACGUCAUGGAAUAACCCAGAAAUGUCUGGUGACAUCUAGAACGUCAGAAAAUCUAUAUUGGCCAUGAGCCGAUGGGUAGAGGGGAUUUGACAGCUUUCGCCAGCGCUGUUAGUGGCAGUUUUGUGCAUUUAUCUGAUAAAUUUAAAUGGCGCGCCAUGGGUAGAGGAGAGGGGAUUUGACGGUUUUCUCCAGCGCUGUUAGUGCAGCGUUGCCACAUUUAGUAGAUUUCUACUUUUUUGGUAGAUUUUUGAUAUUUUUUAAAAAAUUCUAGUAGGCAAUAAUUUUUAGUAGAUUUUUGGUAUAUUUCAACAUUUCCUUAUGACAAAAAUAAAAUUUGCUUUUUAAUAGUAUUUACCCCAUUUCUAAAUUAAUUUUUAGACAUUUUGUUACAAUUUCCCAAUGUCAUUACCGAAAAUAAGAUACAGGGGUGGGAUUCUGUGUACAAUCGCUAACACCGCCGACCGCUUUCUAUCAAUGUCAAUAUAUUUGAAUUUUUAGUUUUAAUUCAAAUAUUUUCUGGUUUUACUAAGUGUCACUUCAGCAUCAACUAGCAAAACUAGAAAAUAAUUCAAUUAAAGCUAAAAAUUCAAAUAUUUUCACGACAAUUGACAUCCAUAGAAAGCGAAGUGUAGAUAUCUACAGUGCACGGAAUCUAGCUCCAGGACGUAGAUGAUGAAUAUUAAACAGAAAUGAAACUGGAUUCUGGUGUAACAAACUUGUAGAUUUCAAGUAGCAGUGCAAUCAGUACCUAUUUCAGGUGUUAUUGAAGAGUUCUGGCAUUCGGUGAGCCUGUUAGAAGCUAACGAUGGAAAACUAAAAUAUCUAAAUAUUAAAAUUAUAAUAUAUGUAACUUUGCAAAACAACAAAUGUUGUGUUUGCGUGUUUCUAAUGUAACAUGCGAAAUAAUUGUUUGAAGAAUAUGAUCCAGACAUGCAGAUGUUAAAAUCAGUGGAUGACAAAAUAUUAUAUACAAAUAUUAAAUAUAAAACUGAUAAAAAUUAAUAAUAGUUGGUCAUUUUUUCCCCAGUUAAAUUAUAAAAAAGUUUGGUUUUUGUUUACAAACAGUCAUAUUAAUUUCUAGUUAAACUCCCUCUGUGGCUCAGUGGUAAGAGCGCCUACCUUUGGAUCGAAAGGACCGAAUGGUCGUGAGUUCGAAUCUCACCAGGGUAGAGAAUUUUUCUUUUAUUAUAAAUUAAUAAAUGAAAAUAGUUUCUAUCCUUGUGGGAUCGGUACCCACCGGAGGGACCGCAGACGUUCGGAUACAAUUAGCGUCUCUGCAAAGACAAUGACAUCGACUUUGCAAAGUAACAAGACACUUACUAAACACACACACUACACAUAACACUAGCUACCUAAUUGGUAAAAUCCACUGUACCAUCACCAUGCCAAUGCCCAUUAGUUGUCGAGGCAUUAGCUAAAUAAAAAAAUUUCUAGUUAGUCAGCUGUUAUUUUUAUUAUAGAAAGUUCUAAAUUAUAUACAAAUAUAUUAAUAAAGUUUUAUAGUAUAUUGUAUUUUAGUUUUUGAUAAGUAGAUUUUAGUAAGCUAAACUUACAGUAGAUUUUCUAAAUAAAAUGUGGCAACGCUGUGUUAGUGGCAGUUGGCAGUUUUGUUUUGUGCAUUUGAUAAACUUUAUAAACUGAAAUGGCGGAUAAUACGGAUUUUUCAAAAAAGAAAACAGGAUAUUGCAGCUGUUGUAUUGAUUUAUGUAAAAAUACUGAAUAUAACAGUACUGGAUGCAUUUAUUAUAUUCGGAAACAUUGCGUACAUGUCCUGCAUCAACUAAAUCCUUUCCUUUUUUGGUGUUGCUGAUUGAAAUUGGAUAUCAUGGGAAAUAAGACUUGAAUCCAAUAUGUUUAAUAUCCAUUUUGAUAGAAUUCAAACAAAUUACAAUUCAUACAAAUUACAAAUUUUAAUAAGCAAAUCAGUAAGCACACAAAAAUAAACAGAGGUAACAUUUAAAAUGUUAAAUAAUUCAUUUAAACUUAUUCUUUUUCUCAAUGGUCUCUUGCGUAAUCAGUCAUCCAGUCGCACGAACUUAUAUAUUAAAUAUUAAAAUUAUAAUGAAUAAAAUAAAAAAACAUAAUUAAUUUUACUAUUAAUUCUGUGUAUUCAUUUAGUAAUCAGGUUACAAUAAUAUUUCAGUUCAUAAUUUGUGUCUUUCUAGAUAAGUAUCUAUUUUUCUCGUUUUGUAUAUUUCACAUACAUAAAUUUUAUCAGAAAAGUAUAAGUUUCAAACCGCGAGAUUGCGCUACCGUCGAAACUCACAGCCAAUAAACACAUGUGUUUGACAUUUUCCAUAUUAGUCCUGUCGCCAGGGGGGGGGGGUACAACGGCCUCCUUUAUUCAGAUGGACUCACACAAGUAUUUUUUAUGUAUUUUCACCCGUAGAACACGAAUUUUUUGGGUAACAGUUGAUCCGGAUGUCGAUAAGAUUGUUAUAAACAAAGAACUUAAGGAAUCACAUAACAGCGAUUUUUCGCAA